AUGCCCGAUGAUGGAAACAAGGAGCCAAAGUGUUUGCUCCAUGAAGAUGGUGGCAUGGCUGUAGAAAAGGGGAGCUCGGAAAAGAAGGAAGAUGAUAGUUUGAUUCAGCAGAAAAAGAUUGCAUCAAAUGCAGACAACAAUGAACCAACCCUUCUUCAAAAUCUUGCUUCUGGAGGUUUUGAAGUACCUGGACAUGAUUGCUUUGUUCAUGACACUGUCCUUGGAACUGAAGAAACCGUGAAUUCCAGUGAGCAGUUAGAAAAGGGAAACGAAGAUGUUGGUGAUGGUGAUAAUGACUCAUAUGAAAAGAGUUUGCAUUAUCAAGCUUCAAAGAAAUCUGGCAUGGUUGAAAGCAAGGAAAGCCACAAAACAAUAGAAAAUUUCAGCAGCUCAUAUGGCUUCAUCCCUAGAUGGGAGUGUAAAUGGAACACCAAGUUUGAGAAAAACUAG
Messenger RNA from Eruca vesicaria subsp. sativa (arugula), 450 nucleotides. Lineage: Eukaryota; Viridiplantae; Streptophyta; Magnoliopsida; Brassicales; Brassicaceae. The record is from the annotation of a GenBank genome assembly.